AUGGCCAGUACUUCGCCAUUGCUGCGCCUACCGGCCGAGCUUCGUAACACGAUCUACGAACUCACGCUCACCGCUUCAAGGUCGCUGCAUCACCAUAAGCCUGACGCCGCCGGAAAGAAGCCAUAUUUCUACCUUCGCGAUGAUAAGAGUCCCGUCGAUUACAACCAACUUAAGUACGCCAACAAGCAGUUGUAUGCAGAGACUGCUGGUCUGGAGCUCAAGUUCAACGACAUUACAUUCUCUGAAGGCUCGAAAGACGCGUUGCCGUCUGACGCGCUGAUUGACUGGGUGUCAUCGGUGUCUAUCACAAAGAGGUCUUGGAUUAAGACCAUCAGCAUCAGACCCGACAGUGUAGAUGACUUGAACCUCAUAGGGGAGAGCCCGGACGCAGUCGCACGCCUCACACAACUCUGUAACGGCAUUCCUAAUGUGAAAGUCAAGUACUACAAGCCUUCAUGGGUUUACCAGUCCGACUUCGGAAUUGGAUUUUUCUUCACGCUGGCUCAAUGCUUCAGUUACGCAUUCCGUGGCAAAAUCUUCAAAUAUCUUUUUAACGUUGCAGUUGAUCAAGAUAUGGCAAUAAUAUACGCCACACGUUGGCGAAAGGGCCAUCACUAUAAAAGCCCCAAAGUGGAGUUGGUGCGGCUCCAGGCUGAAAACCUCAAAUACUUCCCCAUCAUGCCUACAGACACUCCAGUACCGGUCAUCAAGGCGGAUUACACGAUCGCGAGGGACGACGAGGUCAUUCCAGAGGCAGAGCAGUGGAUCGGCAACAAGUACUUGAGAGAGUGGAUGGAGCAUGGUAUCUAG
This is a messenger RNA of Alternaria ventricosa, 810 nucleotides long. RefSeq lists its product as uncharacterized. The coding region runs from base 1 to 810 and encodes 269 amino acids. The record is from RefSeq and is a predicted model, not a curated record. The transcript has a single exon. Lineage: Eukaryota; Fungi; Ascomycota; Dothideomycetes; Pleosporales; Pleosporaceae.